AUGACCACUAUCUAUUCAAUUGAAUCAAGCGUCGAUGCGGAGUCUCAAGUAGGCGAGUUAGGGAAGAAAGUAAAAGCUUUCGAGAAAAAUGCCGACAAGGAGGAAAACGUUUCCAAAUUCGAAUGGGUCCUCCUCCCAGUUGGGCUAAGAGUUGUGGCGAUUCGACACAAUGCGACGAAUCUCUACGUUGCGAUGAAUAGUUCGGGCCAGAUUUAUGCGACAGAACAGUUCGGAAAAGAGUGCAAGUUUAAAGAAAACGUGUUUGAAAACUACUGGUGCAUUUACUCGUCGAUAGAGUUCAAAGACCCAGAAUCGAAUAAACUUUACUAUUUCGGGAUGAACAAAAAAGGCAACCCUAUUCGAGGAAAAAAGAGCAAAAAAACAAAACCGUCGUGCCACUUCAUUCCUCGGCCAAAGAAAAUGGUGAUGAUGAAGGUGCCCUCGAUCUGGGAUUUCCCAGCUAUCGGCGACGAUAGCCACAAAUCUGGCUUGGCGACUGGUCGGGCGAGCAUCAGUGCUUUGAAACAAGAAAAGGCUGAGCCAAGGGCGAUUGAAGGCACAUCAGCGAGCGACAUGGCAUGA
This is a messenger RNA of Oikopleura dioica, 582 nucleotides long. The record is from the annotation of a GenBank genome assembly. Lineage: Eukaryota; Metazoa; Chordata; Appendicularia; Copelata; Oikopleuridae.